AUGUUUAUGUUAUAUAAACUGAGACGCAGAUACUUGCUCGAAAACACGGAUAGCGGUGUUGACGACGCUUUGGCCAUAAUGUUGGCCACGUAUUGCCACAAACACAAUAUGAUUGACAUAAUGGCCAUCACUUGUCAAUUCGGUAAUACAUAUGUCGAUAAUGUGAUUAAAAAUGUCGGCUAUACUCUCAAUGCAAGUGAAUUAGAAGGAAUAAAGAUAUACAGGGGUUCUGAUGGACCUAUUGUUGGCAAAUAUGUUUCCGACGAUUACUACGGAAUCGAUGGUUUGGGAAACUCUACACUAGAUAUGCCUCCCAUUGAUGUACACGUAGAGAGUGUACACGCGGUCAAUGCGUUGGUACGACUGGCCAGAGAGCACCCGAAGCAAAUCACCUUGAUCGCUUUGGGGCCCUUAACUAAUAUAGCGCUCGCAUAUAUGUUGGACAACAAAUUCUUUGACAAUCUAAAGGAAAUUGUUUUUAUGGGCGGAACUCUUGACUUCGACGGCAAUUCAGAUCCUGUGAAAAGUUUUAACAUAAAUUCUGACGUCGAAGCCAUAAGUAGAGUGUUAUUGAGUGCCAACUGUGCCAUCACUGUUGUCCCUAAUGAAUGUUGCAAGAAACACGUUCUUACCUGGUCCAUUUACGACCAAAUAGUGAAAUUGGGUUCAAAGAAAUCAAAAUUUAUGAAACAGAUAACGGAUAUGGAGGUUAAACGCAUGGAAGAGCUUGAAUACAAGACAAGCGUUGAAUUGAAUGGAGGGCUAACUCGAGGAGAACUCGUGUUCGACAAGAGGUCGACACCCGAUGUCCUGAAGAAUGACUGGAAAUCAGUUCAAAUUAUCAAACACUUUAACGACACAAAAAUUAUGCAAGUUCUGUUAUAUACAGUGCUUUUGUGGGCACAGAUAGCACUGACCAUAUGUAAGGCAUCAAAACCAAUGGUAAUAAUAGACACGGAUAGCGGUGUUGACGACGCGUUAGCCAUAAUGUUGGCCACGUAUUGCCACAAACAAAAUAUGAUAGACAUUGCGGCCAUCACUUGUCAAUUCGGUAAUACAUAUGUCGAUAAUGUGGUCAAAAAUGUCGGCUAUACUCUCAAUGCCAGUGAAUUAGAAGGAAUAAAGAUAUACAGGGGUUCUGACGGACCAAUUGUUGGCAAAUAUGUUUCCGACGAUUACUACGGAAUCGAUGGUUUGGGAAACUCUACACUAGAUAUGCCUCCCAUUGAUGUACACAUAGAGAGUGAACACGCGGUCAAUGCGUUGGUACGACUGGCCAGAGAGCACCCGAAGCAAAUCACCUUGAUCGCUUUGGGACCCUUAACUAAUAUAGCGCUCGCAUAUAUGUUGGACAACAAAUUCUUUGACAAUCUAAAGGAAAUUGUUUAUAUGGGCGGUAGUAUUGACUUCGGGGGUAAUAUGGGUCCGGGAAAAGAGUUUAAUGUUUUGUCCGAUGUGGAAGCUGUGAGUAGAGUGCUAUCCAGUGCCAAAUGUCCCAUCACUAUAGUGCCCAUUGAGUGUUGUGAUAGACAUGUACUUACCUGGGAUCUUUACGACCAAAUAGUGAAAUUGGAUUCAAAGAAAUCAAAGUUUAUGAAACUGGUAACAGAUAUGGAGGUAAAGCGACUCAAAGAGCAGCCGGGAUCUAAAGGCAUAACAAUGUAUGACAUUCUGGCAAUAAUGGCACCCAUUUAUGAAGACUAUAUUGAAUCUAAAGCUGAAUACAAGACAAGUAUUGAAUUAAAUGGAGGGAUAACUCGAGGAGAACUCGUGUUUGACAAGAGGUCAACACCCGAUGUCCUGAAGAAUGACUGGAAAUCAUCAAGCAACACGGAUAGCGGUGUCGACGACGCGUUGGCCAUAAUGUUGGCCACGUAUUGCCACAAACACAAUAUGAUUGACAUAAUGGCCAUCACUUGCACUCACGGCAUGACAAACGUGGAUAAUGUAUGCAAAAAUGUUUGCCUCGCUUUAAGAGCUGGCGAGUUAGAGGUCUACAGGGGCUGUGAGGGCCCAAUACUGGGUCACUAUAUACCAAAUGAUUGGGACGGAGCGGACGGUUUGGGUGACUCUACCAAAGACAUGCCACCCAUUGAUGUACACAUAGAGAGUGAAUACGCGGCCAAUGCAUUGGUACGACUGGCCAGAGAGCACCCAAAACAGAUCACACUUAUCACGUUAGGCCCGCUGUCCAACAUUGGCACCGCUUAUAUACUGGACAAUCAUUUCUUUGACAAUUUGCGUGAAAUUGUGUUUAUGGGCGGAACCGUUGACUAUACGGGAAAUAUAGGACCCGUACAAGAGUUUAAUGUUCAGAGAGAUCCCGAGGCCUGCGCUAUAAUGCUGUCCAAUGCCAAGUGUGGGCUUAUGUCUGUCGCCUGGGAGUGUGGCCUAAGCAAUAUAAUGACUUGG
Messenger RNA from Medioppia subpectinata, 2412 nucleotides. Lineage: Eukaryota; Metazoa; Arthropoda; Arachnida; Sarcoptiformes; Oppiidae. The record is from the annotation of a GenBank genome assembly.